UUCACCUUCCCCCUCUUUUUCUCCUAUAGUGCAUGAAAGGAUUUGUUCCCUCAACCUAAGCACGUUCACCUCAACUUGUGAGGAGCAUCAAAGCAAACUUGUCAAGACAGUGACAGCAAAAGAAGUUUGGGCUGAAGCCUGGUUGGACAGACACAAGAGACUCUGCACCUGCAGUGGAAACCUGUCUCUAUCUAUGAAAAGCUGUUUGUGCUCCGUUAAUGUGGAACCUCAAUCCGAGGCAUAGGUAAGAACUUCUGAUCUCAAACCAGGAUAAAGUCUGAAAGCAUAACAAUGCUUGAGCUGCAGAACAUUGAAGAUGUUGGCAGUUCCUGUCCCCACAUGGAUGUACUUGGUUCUGAUGAGAUGGAGUGCAAGAUCUGCUACGCUGCUUAUAAUCUGGAGAGCUGCAGGCCAAAAGUGCUUGAGUGUUGCCACCGUCUUUGCUCCAACUGCUUGAUUAGGAUCCUGGACCUGGGUGAGUCACCCCCGAACGCCCUGGUGUGUCCAUUCUGUCGUUAUGUCACCAGAUUGCUUGGAGACGCUGUGAGGAAUCUGCCUGAUGACUGCAACCUGGUGGCAAAGCUUGAUCUCCAAAGCAGGAAUCAGAGAAACCUCCUGAUCCACCAGGACUCCACGACAGAGUUGCUCCUCAGCCCAAGGUGCCUGAACUCACUAAUGGGAGCUAACCUUUCUGGCAUGUCCUACACUUCCUCCACCCUCCCCUACUCCACCAUGAGGAGCUCUCCUAACUUUGUAGUCAUCACUCUCAGGGAGUCUCCACCAGCCUCCACACCGACUCGUGACCUCUGCGUCAGUCCUUGCAGACUGAACCAAGACUCAUCCAGUCUGGACUCUUUGGCAUCCAUCUCACAGAGGUUGACUAUGUGGAACUGCACAGCUCUCCUGUGCAAGACCUUGGCCCAGGUUCUGGUGUGGGUUCUGGGGCUCCUGUACUUUAGCUCGCUGCCGAUGGGGAUUUAUCUGCUCAUCAUGCAGAGGACCACAGUUGGGGUGCUGUUGGUAAGCCUGGUGCCUGCUAGCCUCGUCAUGAUUCUGGUCUAUGGGUUCUGUCAGUGCAUCUGCUAUGAGCUAUGGCACUGCUGGCCACCAUAACAGCUCUGAAGGGCCAGACGAUGCACAGCUCACUUUGGAAAUAUGUUAUUGUGGAUGUUUCUGAGCAGCCAACCUUGGAACAUGUAAGAACAUUUGAAAUAAACCAA
Molecule: messenger RNA, 1220 nt
Organism: Girardinichthys multiradiatus
Lineage: Eukaryota; Metazoa; Chordata; Actinopteri; Cyprinodontiformes; Goodeidae
Gene: rnf182
Product: ring finger protein 182
Exons: 1
Coding region: 292-1113 (273 amino acids)
Source: RefSeq, a predicted model, not a curated record